UACAUCAACGGUUCACGAUAAAAGAUAGUUGUUAUUUGUUAAUAGUUUCAUGUACACUACGACGUUACAUUAAGCUGGGCCGCUUGCUUCGGCCGGCUCAACCUGAACUUACAAAAACAGCAAGGGUAGUUGUAAAGCACCAGGAGUCUAAAAACUCGCUUCUGUGGGUUGCCGACUUUAUUGAAAAAGCAUUGACCUUCUAAUUCCCAAAAGCACCCCUGAUCAAGCCCCAAUAUCUCCCCACAACUGAAUCUCUUCACGCCAAAAUCCCGGGCCAUCUGCCUCGAACCAACUCGUAUUCACAGGUCUUUGAGAUUUUUCUUUGACGCGUGUUAUUUGAAUUUCUUUCUCUAAUGGGAGAAGCCAAGUCCAGGAAAAGGUGGAAGAGAUGCUAAAGAACGGUUUAAAAAUCACCAUGCAAUUUUCGCGAAGGGUAUCGGAUCUUGAUUGGCGGCUUCUACUCCUCAUAAUCCCUCCGCUCUUUCUCUUCUUGUUCGUUUCGCUCUCCGCCAACCCUAGGAAUCCUUUGUCCUCUUUUGCCCCUCUCCGAUCUUUCAUUCUCAGCCAUACAUUCCAGCUACCGGGGAACACGACGUUCAACACCUCCGCCUCGCCGCCGGCGACUCCGAGUCGGGCGGUGAAGAAUCCGAGCGAUUCGGCGGUGAAUCGGUGGAGGAAGAGGAAGGAUGAGUUGAACCGGUCCAGAAUGGCGGUGUGUCUGGUCGGCGGGGCCCGGCGGUUCGAGCUCUCCGGACCCUCGAUAGUUGAUAAGAUUCUCAAGGAGUAUCCGAAUUCCGAUCUUUUCUUGCACAGCCCGCUCGAUCAGAACUCGUUCAAAUUCUCCCUCCUGAAGAGCGCGCCCAGGCUCGCCUCCGUUCGAAUCUUCGAGCCCAAACCCUUACCGUACACCGAGUCGCAGCUCCGCGUUCUCACGGCGGCGAACUCGCCCAACGGCAUCCAGGGACUCUUGCAAUACUUCAACCUCGUCGAGGGAUGCCUGACCAUGAUCAAAGCGCACCAAGAGCAAAAGAACUUCACGUACGACUGGAUAGUACGGACCCGAGUGGACGGGUACUGGAACGCUCCGCUCCACCCGAGAAACUUCGUACCAGGCAAGUACCUGGUUCCGCCCGGAUCCACCUACGGCGGGCUUAACGACCGGCUCGGCGUCGGCGACCUCAACACCUCCACAGUGGCUCUCUCGCGGCUCUCCCUCAUCCCCGAGCUCGACUCGGCCGGGUUCCAGCAACUCAACUCGGAGACCUCGUUCAGAGCCCAACUCACCACCCGGGGCGUCCCCUACCUCACCAAGCGCCUCCCUUUCUGUGUCGUCACGGACCGCAGGUACUCUUUCCCGCCGAACAAUUUUGGUGUUCCAGUGGCCGCGCUUUCGAGCCCGGGCCCACUGAGCGGGGCCAAGUGCAGGCCUUGUACGCCGGUGUGUGAAGGUUCUUGCGUGGCGAGCGUGAUGUCGUCCCUGAACCGAUGGUGGAGCUGGACGGAUUGGGGGAACGGGACGCUUCGGCUAUGUGAUGCUCACGGGGAGUGGGAGAGUGGGUGGGAGAGAAUCUUUGACAGAAUCGCUGGGAAGAAUUUCGCCAGGGCGAGAAAGCGAGUUAGGGAUCUGUCACUUGAGCAGUGUGUAGAAGAUUUCAAUGAAAUGAAGAGGAGGAUGACCGGGAAAUGGGAGUCUCCGCAGCCGGAGGAGAUUUGUAGGCUUGGGGGGUUGGCUUGAGUUGUUUGGACGGUUAUAUUGUAAAAAGAGAGGAGCUAGGAGGGUAUUUUUGGAUGUGUCGGAAUUUAUGUAAACACACAUAUAUAUAAAUAAAUACUUUAUGAAAUUUUAUUGAAUUUUUAAUAUUAGUUUCUUCUUCCGCUUCACGUAGCCGGUAGCCAUUCUUGCUGAGAAGUGGAAUGCUGA
Molecule: messenger RNA, 1921 nt
Organism: Corylus avellana
Lineage: Eukaryota; Viridiplantae; Streptophyta; Magnoliopsida; Fagales; Betulaceae
Source: RefSeq, a predicted model, not a curated record